Messenger RNA from Linum trigynum, 2194 nucleotides. The record is from the annotation of a GenBank genome assembly. Lineage: Eukaryota; Viridiplantae; Streptophyta; Magnoliopsida; Malpighiales; Linaceae.
CUGUAUGCGUAUUUCCCCAACUUCCGGUGGCCACCACUCGCCGGAAUCUGGUGCCGGCCGGUCAGCAUGCAUGAUAAGUAAUGUUCACUCUUACAUAGGGAGGAAUAGGCGGCGGAGACCGCAAAAGGGAAAUUAAGCGUGGUAUACGUAUAUGCAUGCCUUCCUCCCCAAAAAUAAGAUUACAAAAAAAAAAAAAAAAUUUGAGAUGGGCAAAGAGGAAAAGGGUAGAGACUCGAGAGUGAGAACAGAAACAGAGACUAAUGGCGGUGGAAUGGGCCGGAAUGAAGAGAGAGAGAGAGAGAGACAGACAUACUUACUCUGCCACUCACUCACAAAGACAGAGAAAGAAAGGGUGUCCGUACAAAUUGUUAUGUUACCAUUGUACUUAACAAAUUAAUUUAAGUCUAAUUUUUUUUUAAUCAUGCAGUGCAAUACUUUAAUCUAACCGUACAAAUUAAUAUAACAAUAAGAUCACCAAAUUAAGUGAGAAAAAAAAUCUCCUCUUAAUAAUGCAACUAUUCAUCAUACGUAUCAGGAAUAAAGGGUAAAUUGCAAUUUUGGUCACUGAGAUUACAAAAAACGUUCACGUUUGGUCACUAAAAAUAUUUAAUUCCAAUAAUGGUCACUAAGAUUAGUUUAAUAGUCCACGUUUGGUCACUCUCCGUUCGUCUCCGUCCAACUCCGUUAAUGGAGUCUGUUAAGUGCUGUCGUGGCAAACAGAAGUGCUUUGUCAAUCUAACAGAAAUGCGAUGUAACCCACCACGUCACUAAAAUUUGCCAUGUCAAGUUCUCCCAACUCAGCACUUAAACCGGCUUGACCUACAAACCGACUCCGGACUCGCAAUUACCAAUCCAUCUCCGUCGCAUUCCAAUCUCCCUGCCUCUUUCAAAGCCCAGUUCCACAAAAUCCCCUUCCUGGUCCCCCUCUCCAACCAACCUCCUUCUCCCACUUCCCUGCCCGGGCUGCAACUUCGUCAGAUUAUUCAUCCAUAUCAUCGGCGACGGGAUUCAUGGUCGGUGGAGCAACUUCCUACAAACAUAUUUUCAUCCUGAAGAUCGAAGAAGAAUUCGACAAAUUCCACUACCAGUUCACCCAUUUGAAGAUACAAGGGUAUGGGGACCGGAGAAACUAGGAAGAUACUCUGUGAAAUCGGCCUACUACCUAUGGAGAAGUAAAAGAGAGAACAUAGAGGGGGAGCGGUACAUCCCCAUCGACUGUAAAAGACUAUGGCAUCUGCAGAUACCCCCAAAAAUUAGGGUUUUCAUAUGGAGAUGGGGAAGCAAUAUACUACUGAUAGGUUCAAAUUUGGCAAGACGAAUUCAAGAUGCGUAUGAUGGAUGUCCAUUCUGCGGAUGACUCGAAACGCAAGAACACAUUACACGUGAUUGUGACUAGUCAGGUAGAGUGUGGCAACCUAGCUCGCUAAGCAAGAUUUUUCAUUCUGGCUAAUGGGAAAUCUAGUGAAGAGUGGAUUUGUGAAGUAAUGGAGAAUUCGACGGAUGAGGAGUUGGGAUCGUUCGUAACAGCGCUAUGGUUCCGAUGGAAAGAAAGAAAUAAUCACCUAUUUAAUAAUCCAAAAUUGGAAUUAUGGGAGAUAAUCGCAAGAUCGGAGCAAUAUAUGGAAGCAUACAUAACAACUCAGGUGAAGAACACGAACCUGGUGACUAAAAUGGAGUACAAAUGGGAGAAACCCAGAGCAGACAGCUUCAAAGUGAAUGUUGAUGCGGCGAUUUUGAAGGAAGAAGGCACAGGCUUCGGCUUGGUUGGGAGAGAUGGAGCUAUGAUCUUCAUAAUGACAGCAACACACCAGACAAGAACCGCCUGGUCGCCCGAAUUAGCAGAAGCGAAGGCGAUAUUCUGGGCACUGAAUCUGAGCAUAUUCACUGUUAUCGACCAUUGCUGAUUGAAUCGGAUUGCCUAUCGGUGAUAAGAAAGAUUCUGGAGGAGGACUAGACAGAGAUGGAAAUCGAGACUGUGUGUAGUGAGAUUAGAAAUGCUAUGGAGGAGGAAGGGGAGAUUGGGGUCCAUUUCUGGGGAAGGAAGGGAAAUGAGACAGCUCACUUGAUGGCCAGGGUGAGAUGUGGUUGAGAGGAGUCUGAGAUAUGGUUAGACCGACCCCCGGUCUGCUUGUUAAACCAACUCAGAGUUGAUUGUAAUAACCAGUCAUUGAAUUAAUGAAAUUUCAGGCCAGUU